AGACCAAAAUGACUCAUCUAUUGUCAGCUGAAGGUCCCAUGGGGAAGACAAAGAAGUUCUGAAAUCCCUGUCUAAUUAACAAAUCCUGGGGGCCACCCAGGUUCAACCUUCCAAACCGCCUUACAGCUCUCAGGUGCUGCAGCGGCAGAACCACAGCUAAGGCUGCAGCCAUGCCCAGAGCCACCCGGCUCGCUGGUGGGCAAGGUCGGCAACGAGCAAGCACCAGCCGUGGACCCCAGGAGAGGGCUCCUGUUCCAGCAGUCGUCCCAGUUAGGGACAUCCAGAAAGCCAGGCUCUGUAAAACAGUGGCCCCACUACCGCUAGCUCACAGUUGAGAAGAAGGGCAGAGCGUAUGUGUAUGUUUUCCUGGAGGAGUUAAAGCUGUGAUCAAGUACUCAAGCACUACUUUAGAUGUGGAGGCAGAAAACACGGAUCUGCCCUUGAAGGGCUGAACAACUAGGGGACACAGGGACAAAAUAAACAAGAUAUAUGAGAACACAAGGAAGUCAAAUGACAACGAUGUGUACACAGGGAUUCUUCCAGGAGUAAAUGUUAGACCCUAAAAAAACCUGUAAGCCCCACCUGUCUAACGUCCAGGAAACCUCCUGGGAUUCUGGGAGUGGUAGUUCUUCAAAAAUAACAGCAAAGCCUCAUGGGAAAGUAUGAGUUUUGUCCAUAUAAGCCCUGCCGACACAUGUUUGGGGUCACUCAGCUGGAGAGUUUCCACGAAUGGCCCUGACCAAAUUCCAUCUUGUCAGUAUUUAAAAUUUUAAUAAAAAGCUUGCUUAAUUUGGCUAAAAUGGUGGAACAGAUUUUUCUCUGGCAAAUAUCAGGAAUAAUAGAAGCCAAAGAUAAAAGAAACAAACACGUAACACACCCACACAUAAAUAAACCCAAAAUGGAAUUUGAAAAGUUACCUAGCGACCAGCUUCGGGGAGCUUAGAAAGGAUGUUAUGAGAUGUACUUAAUUGUUUUUGUUUUUUCUUUCUGUUAUAUUUUAAUGUGCUAAAAAGCGAGGCUGGGUCUUUGCUAAUGUUUCCUCAGGAGUUCCAGACCAGUGACCAGGUCGGUCUAGGCAGAAGGUGCCUCACACUGUCUGAAAUGACAGACACCUUCAAUGGCGGCAGGCGCAUCCAUGAACCGCAUUUCUCCUUUUAGGACUUAAUCUAUGACACUGACCUUGGCUACCAAUCAGCCUCUGACCACUUUAGUCCGGAAGCAAGCACAGCAGACAAGGGCAGACAAAACAACCUCUCAGUCUUCAAAGAUAAGGAAAGAUAAGCACAGACAACAGAAAGACUCCAGCUCCAACAACGUCAAGGCCAGAAAAUCCUCGCCUGCCCUUUAGGGCUGAGGAAAAGGGUUGAAAUACUAAGAGCAGCAGAGGCUAUCUUUUCAUCCUUCUCAUUGGCCUUGAGUUUCUUUUUUAAGAUUUAUUUUUGUUUUGUGUGUGUGUUCAUGUGGGUACAUACAUGUGAGCACAGGUACCCAGGUACCCAUGGGGUCAGGGGCAUCAGAUCCUCUGCAGCUGGAGUUCCAGGUACCCAUGGGGUCAGGGGCAUCAGAUCCUCUGCAGCUGGAGUUACAGGUACCCAUGGGGUCAGGGGCAUCAGAUCCUCUGCAGCUGGAGUUCCAGGUACCCAUGGGGUCAGGGGCAUCAGAUCCUCUGCAGCUGGAGUUCCAGGUACCCAUGGGGUCAGGGGCAUCAGAUCCUCUGCAGCUGGAGUUACAGGUACCCAUGGGGUCAGGGGCAUCAGAUCCUCUGCAGCUGGAGUUACAGGUACCCAUGGGGUCAGGGGCAUCAGAUCCUCUGCAGCUGGAGUUACAGGUACCCAUGGGGUCAGGGGCAUCAGAUCCUCUGCAGCUGGAGUUACAGGUACCCAUGGGGUCAGGGGCAUCAGAUCCUCUGCAGCUGGAGUUACAGGUACCCAUGGGGUCAGGGGCAUCAGAUCCUCUGCAGCUGGAGUUACAGGUACCCAUGGGGUCAGGGGCAUCAGAUCCUCUGCAGCUGGAGUUACAGGUACCCAUGGGGUCAGGGGCAUCAGAUCCUCUGCAGCUGGAGUUACAGGUACCCAUGGGGUCAGGGGCAUCAGAUCCUCUGCAGCUGGAGUUACAGGUACCCAUGGGGUCAGGGGCAUCAGAUCCUCUGCAGCUGGAGUUACAGGUACUUGUGAGCUACCUGACAUGGGUACUGGGACUUAAACAUGGAAGAGCAGUAUCUGCUUCAAACCACUGAACCAUCUCUCUAGCCCCUUAAAUUAAUUUUAUUAUGAACCAUUACCAUUAAUGUGGAAUGGGUUUUCCCAAAACAAUUCUGCAGGGUGGGCAGGAGGGUCUGGAGAAGGCCAGCCUCUGCAGCAUACACAGUAAGUUUGAAACCAGCCUCCACUACACAAAACCUGAUCACAACAAACAAGCAAACAAAAAAAAUCCCAGUUGUGCAAUGUAUAAAUCCCAGGGAUCUGACUGACUGAUAGCCAAUUGAUCUGAGUGUAUCACGAUGAUAAGUUUGUGAGAGCUAACACUUAAACACCUUCUUCAGGGAGUCGUGCCCACAGCUGUACUGAGCUCUUUACAGACAUCUUGUGGAGGUGCCUUUCAGUAUGGGUAGACUUAGGUUAAAGGCAAAAUUAAAGGUAGCUUAACAAAUGUUUAAAAAGAAAAUACAGUUCUUAUAAUGCCUAAGACCAAUGACAAGUAAUAGAUAGCUAAUAUUUACAUCUUACUUAUUAAGGGGCAGGCAUUACAGCAAGCUCCUUGUGAGUACUGAGUUGUAAAUUCUCCCAACAAGUCACUCAGGAACUGAUGUCAUUAUUAUUACCACUUGACAAGGAAACAGGAACUUACAGAGAUGAAGUGGUCUGGAGUAAAAGCAACACUAAAUGCAUAGCCCUACAUGUAACUGAAAGCCACUUAAUGACCCUAAAAUAAGACGAACAUUUCAUGUACAGGGUGCUUCAGAUUUCAGUGUCAAACAUCAGCAACUAUAACUAAUAUUUAUUUUUUAUUGUUUUAUUUGUUAAUCCCAUGGCCCAGGUAUUUACCUGAUAACUGUCAUCCUUUUACCCAGGGAAAUAGUUGAUACCUCAUUUGCAAAAAAAUAAAUAAAUAAAGUCUAUAAUCUUUGUGUCAUUUAAAUUCUCCAAGGGAAUGGUAUAUGAGAAGUCUCUGAACAAAUAGAAUAAAAAGUUGUUCUCUACUAAAGAGCUAAGUCUCAAUUCUCAAUGUGACCUUUGGACAUAUUACUUGGAAUGUCUGUGAGGGUAUAAUAACUGUGACUUCACUUAAGUGUUUGUUGUGUGAUAUUUCCUUUGUAUUCUAACAAACAAAGCUUGCUGGAAGAUCAGAGAGUCAAACAGCUGCACUCAUCAGCCUUACAGGCCAGACAGUGGUGACAUACAUCUUUAAAUUAAUCCCAGAAGCCACACUAGUUUGCCAUAGAAACCGGGAGGUAGUGGUGCACGCCUUUAAUACUAGCUCUAGAGAGGAAUAUAAAAUGGGAAGAGACAGCUCUCAGUCGGUCUCACUGUGAGAUUCCUGGAAGCAGUAUCUCCAUCUUGGACUGAGGUAGAGGUAAGAGUUGGCGGCUGGUUGUUUUGCUUUUCUGACCUUCAGGCUGAACCCCAUUUUCUGUCUUUGGGUUUUUAUUAAUCGUGUUGCAGCCUGGAGAUCAGAGAGUGGAGCUAGCCACUAGUUAACCACAGAAGCUGGGCAAUGGUGGCACACAACUUUAAUCCCAGCACUGGGAACUGGAGACAGGAAGUGGUAAGGUGGGAUGUAGAAAGUAGAAAGUAUCUCAGCUCCUUUUGGACCAAGGAAUAAGACAGAUAGGAAGCAACUGGCAGUUGCUCCUAGUCCUCUGAUCUCCACUUUGAUCUUCCACAUUCUUUUAUUGUUGUUGUUUUGUUUUGUUUUUCGAGACAGGGUUUCACUAUAGCUAUUGAGCCUGUCCUGGAACUAGCUCUUGUAGACUAGGCUGGCCUCAAACUCACAAAGAUCUGCCUGCCUCUGCCUCCCGAGUGUGUGCCACUUAAAGGUGUGUGCCACCACCGCCCAGCUCUUCCUUCAAUAUUUGACUCCUGGUUUUUAUUGAUUAAGAUUAAUUAUAUUAAAGCUUCAUGUGCUUUUAGAAGUGUUUACAUAUCCCCAACUGCCAGCCUCUUACUGUUUCCCUAAGAAAACAUUUUCAUUCAGCUAACAAAUAAAUAGAAACAGUUAUAAAAGUUUGCUUAAAGGAACGCACAAAGGUUUCUGCCAAAAGAAUUAAAAGAAAUAUUUUCAAACUGGAUGUUACUACAGAUAACUCAAGCAUAUUUUAACUAGUAAAGCAUGUUCAAAUAAACAACCUCCUUUUAAAGCUGACUUAAAGUUACCUUUAUGUACAUAUAAAGUUCAAACAAAACAAAAACAUGACUGAUAACAUUUAGUCUUAUUUUAAAUGAAGUAAAACUAUGCCCA
Molecule: messenger RNA, 4458 nt
Organism: Alexandromys fortis (reed vole)
Lineage: Eukaryota; Metazoa; Chordata; Mammalia; Rodentia; Cricetidae
Product: RE1-silencing transcription factor-like
Exons: 2
Coding region: 1499-2236 (245 amino acids)
Source: RefSeq, a predicted model, not a curated record